GAGAGAGAGAGAGAGAGAGAGAGAGAAUUGGACAACUCCUGCACCUGAUCUUCUUUCCACGAUUGUUGGAGGGAGCAAGAUCCUCAGCUCUGACCUGCAAAAUCUCGCCUCACUUCUGUACAGUUUCCUCUAAAUCUAAUAUUUCUGAGAUAAGACUAAGGCCACAGUGAGUAAAGGACCUUUUGCAAAGUGUGAUAAUUUACAGAAGCUGGGGUCUGGAGAGAGGAAGGGGUCUAGAAAUUAGCAAACUAAUUGGGAGGUCCAGGGUCAACUUACGGACUUAAAAACAGGGUUGGAAUUUGUAGAUCUGGAGUUAUAAGUUGCCCAUUGAGAAUGAAUACUCUUGAAUGUCAUGAAUUGUCAUUAGUAGGUGUAUACUUCUAUGGAAUAUCUUAGGUUUUUCCUUUGGCCAUAGGGUUGGUGGAAUGUAUUGUCUUUCGUCUAUUAUCCAUCCAUACAUCCAACAAAUGUAUUGGACACUAUUCAAAUGCAGUGGGGCCCAGAAACAAUAUCUACUCAGAAGCUGGAAAGAAGCCCUAUAAGAUGCUGGGGUAGAGUAGGAGGGGGUAAUGUUAUAUUGUUAACUCUUUACAUAGAUAACCACUCGCCCUGACUCUGUACCAUGAAUUAAUUCUAUGAACACUGGCCAGAUUAGUGAUUCUGCUCUGCUUGUGCCCAGAAGGGAGACAACUAGAUUUCCCUGCAUAGCAUCAGGAAGUAAAAAAGCGUACUGCCAACAUUUACUAAAGCCCUAAACCUGGUGAGUACAGAGAAAACAAAUGCCUCUUUGAAAUUGUGUUUGUAAAUCUCAUUCUCUAAUUCAUUAAUUCAUAUAUUUACUCCUGAUCAUUUAUUGAGCACAUGCAAUGGGCAAUAAACUCAGCACACAUUAUAAAAUAAGAGCAAAUCAAAUGAGGAAAAAUGGGAACAGAAUUAAAAAUCUAAAUAAAUUAGAAAGUAAAACUAUGAGAAUAUGGCUAUGGGCCUUUCUAAAAAAUAAAAUAAGUCAUUCUGAAAAAGGAUUUAUUCUGUGGCUGCCAAUAGGAUGGUAAAAAUGUGGAUCUUGCAAUCAAAAUUAAUAAAAUUCUUUAGAAAUGAAAACAGUACAUGAUACCUUGUGCCCACUUAGACUAGUUAUCCGAACAGAUUGUAUUUCUUACUUUCGUGUGGAUAAGAGGAUCGAUGUAAUGAACCUGAAAGGGAUUGCUAGUUGAGUCAGUACACAGUGGGCACCAUAAAUGUCCUCUUUCUGUUUAAUAACUGAUCCAGAUCUGCAUUUGCUCCUCAGCCACCAGCAUCCUGCAGUGACCCACACAUGCACUGUUGCCAGGGUAUGAUGGAAAAUCAGACACGGGUCACAGAAUUCGUUCUCCUGGGAUUCCUGCUCAGCCCAAACAUGCAGCUGCUCCUCUUUGUGCUCUUCUCUCUGUUCUACGCCCUCACCCUGCUGGGCAAUGCAGUCAUCGUGGGGCUCAUCUGGCUGGACUCCCGACUGCACACCCCCAUGUACUUCUUCCUCUCACACCUGGCCAUUGUUGAUAUUUCAUAUGCUUCAAAUAAUGUCCCAAAGAUGCUGGAAAACCUUCUGAAUAAGGAAAAAACUAUCUCCUUUGUCCCAUGCAUACUACAGACCUUUUUAUACAUGGCUUUUGCUCACACUGAGUGUCUCCUCUUGGUAAUGAUGUCCUAUGAUCGGUAUGUGGCAAUCUGCCACCCCCUCCAUUAUCCUGUCAUCAUGAGCUGGAGAGUGUGCACAGUCCUGGUUGCCAUCUCCUGGGCAUGUGGUUCCCUCCUGGCUCUGGUCCAUGUGAUUCUCAUCCUGAGGCUGCCCUUCUGUGGGCCUCAUGAAAUCAACCACUUCUUCUGUGAGAUCCUGUCUGUCCUCAGGCUGGCCUGUGCUGACACUAGGCUCAACCAGGUUGUCAUCUUUGCUGCUUCUGUAUUUAUCUUAGUGGGGCCCCUCAGCUUGGUGCUGGUGUCCUACACACGCAUCCUCAUUGCCAUCCUGAGGAUCCAGUCUGGGGAGGGUCGCAGAAAGGCCUUCUCAACCUGCUCCUCCCACCUCUGCGUGGUUGGUCUCUUCUUUGGUAGUGCCAUCGUCAUAUACAUGGCCCCCAAAUCCUACCACCCUGAAGAGCAGCAGAAGAUCCUUUCCCUGUUUUAUAGCCUUUUCAACCCUAUGCUGAACCCGCUGAUCUACAGCCUGAGGAACGCAGAAAUCAAGGGUGCCCUGAAGAGAGUAAAGUGGAAACAGAGAGCAGAAUGAGGGAUGCCAGGGAGAGGCCUGAAGGCAGAAGAUUUGUCCUCUGAGAUCUGGGGGAAUGGUGAUGUGAAUAUUAAAAAAUCUAAUGUCUUAGAUUUUUGCUAUAAAUAAUAUAUAUUCAUCAGUUUCUAUCCUUAACAUGGUGUACUGUCCAGAACAUGGAGCAUAAGUAGAAAGUGACAGAGAGCACAGACUCAGACAAGUCACAAAGUGGGGAAGCACAGGCACCGAGAGCCACAGACUCCUACAACAAAUGCAUAGCAUGAUCUGAGGUCCAAUUUCUCUUCUGUUGAGGAUUUGUUCUCUCUAAUCUCCUUUUAGAUUCCUCCCUAAUUUCCAUUGCCUUUAUUGCUGUAAGUAUAUGCUAACAAUUCCAUAAUAUACUGCUACAAAGGGCACCUCUAUAA
Messenger RNA from Pipistrellus kuhlii (Kuhl's pipistrelle), 2670 nucleotides. RefSeq names its product olfactory receptor 2A5-like. The record is from RefSeq and is a predicted model, not a curated record. Gene Ontology annotation, cellular component: membrane. The transcript has a single exon. Gene Ontology annotation, molecular function: G protein-coupled receptor activity; olfactory receptor activity. The coding region runs from base 1316 to 2266 and encodes 316 amino acids. Lineage: Eukaryota; Metazoa; Chordata; Mammalia; Chiroptera; Vespertilionidae. Gene Ontology annotation, biological process: G protein-coupled receptor signaling pathway.